GCUUUUGAGAUCGAGAUUAAUGGAUCCAUUCACAAUCCAUCCAAAAUCUUCAGACCCAAUGCUCAUCUCCUCACCAAUCUUCAUCUAAUUAUCUCUUUUCAGACACAUCAUCUCACCAGUUUCUUUACUCCAUCGACGAAGUUGCACCUCCAAAAAAAAUUCAUCAGAUUACUGGUUUUAUUGAUUCGUAGCAUGCGAAAGGAAGAUGAUGGGUUCUGAAAAACGUACUCUUUCUAAAGUUCCUGAGAUCUCAGGUUUGCGAGAAAAGCAUCAACAAGAUCUAGAGAAACUGACAUUGACCUCACAGCCACUCAAAACUUUGAGAUUCUUUGUUGUUGCUGUUUUGCUAUAUGUUAGAAGAUCCACUGCCUACCUUCUUGCGAAUGUCGGCUGGCUUAUGCUUUUUAGUAGCAUUUUUGUGGCCUUUGCAGCUCUGCUUGUGACCUUAGAUGGCCCUCACGUCAAGCACCUUGAAGAAAUGUCUGAGUAUAUCAGGUUUGGACUCUGGUGGAUUUUUUUAGGUGUUGCAUCAUCUAUUGGUCUUGGAUCUGGUUUGCAUACAUUUGUUCUUUAUUUAGGUCCGCAUAUUGCUUUGUUUACCAUAAAAGCAAUGCAGUGUGGACGAGUCGAUUUAAAAAGUGCUAUAUAUGACACAAUUCAGUUGAAGAGAAGUCCUUCAUGGCUUGAUAAACCUUGCCACGAGUUUGGCUCCCCAGUCUUUUCUUCAGGAGUUCCUCUUAGCAGCAUACUGCCUCAGAUUCAGAUAGAGGCCAUCCUCUGGGGUCUAGGAACAGCGUUGGGAGAACUUCCUCCUUACUUUAUUUCCAGGGCAGCAAGUCUUUCCGGUGGCAAAAUGGAAGAACUGGAGACAUGUUCUGGUGAUGAUAACGGAUUCUUUGCUAAACGCGUAAAUCAGAUCAAAGGCUGGCUAUUAUCACAUUCACAAUACCUCAACUUCUUCACAAUUCUGAUUCUUGCUUCGGUGCCUAACCCAUUGUUCGACCUUGCUGGAAUCAUGUGUGGACAAUUCGAGAAACCAUUUUGGGAGUUUUUCCUUGCAACAUUGAUUGGAAAGGCAAUUAUCAAGACACAUAUACAGACAGUUUUCAUCAUAUCAGUCUGUAAUAAUCAGCUUCUUGACUGGGUAGAGAAUGAGCUUAUAUAUAUUCUGAGCUUUGUGCCCGGUUUUGCUUCUGCAUUGCCUGAGCUCACAGGGAAACUCCGCUUAAUGAAAGAGAAGUACUUGGUUGCCUCGCCUCCAGUAACUUCUGAUAUCAAUGUAAAGAAAUGGGAUCUUUCUUUUGCAUCGGUGUGGAAUGGAGUUGUGUGGCUGAUGCUUUUGAAUUUCUUCGGCCAGAUUGUGACUUCAACUGCACAGAGAUACCUCAAGAAGCAACAAGAAGAAGAACUAGAUGCCUUGACCAACAAAUCGUCGCCAAACACAAAGAGAUCUAAGUAGUCCAGAACCUAAUCUAUUGUUACUAACUUUGGGUUUUUUUUCUUUUCUUUUUUUCUUCAUAGAAACCAUACGAUUGUGUUUUUUCUUAUCUGAGAACAAAAGAAAUUUGUCCAUAAAGAAGAAAACAGAUUGAAAGUUGAAAGGAAGUUCUAACUAGUUUUUCCCUUUAA
Capsella rubella is the source of this 1629-nucleotide messenger RNA. RefSeq names its product vacuole membrane protein KMS2. Lineage: Eukaryota; Viridiplantae; Streptophyta; Magnoliopsida; Brassicales; Brassicaceae. The coding region runs from base 206 to 1459 and encodes 417 amino acids. The record is from RefSeq and is a predicted model, not a curated record. The transcript has 8 exons. Gene Ontology annotation, cellular component: endoplasmic reticulum; membrane; endomembrane system.